This is a messenger RNA of Kalmanozyma brasiliensis GHG001, 1497 nucleotides long. RefSeq names its product Cdc37, Hsp90 binding. The coding region runs from base 1 to 1497 and encodes 498 amino acids. Gene Ontology annotation, biological process: protein folding; protein stabilization. NCBI's taxonomy places the organism in Eukaryota, Fungi, Basidiomycota, Ustilaginomycetes, Ustilaginales. The record is from RefSeq and is a predicted model, not a curated record. Gene Ontology annotation, molecular function: protein kinase binding; heat shock protein binding; protein-folding chaperone binding. The transcript has a single exon. Gene Ontology annotation, cellular component: cytoplasm.
AUGCCGCUCAACUACUCCAAAUGGGACAACCUCGAGCUGUCGGACGACUCAGACAUCGAGGUCCAUCCCAACAUUGACAAGAAGUCGUUCAUUCGAUGGAAGCAGCGCGACAUUCAUGAGAAGCGCGAGGAGCGCAAAGCCGAGAAGGAUGCGCUGCGGGCAGAGAUCGAUAUCAACAAUGCUCUGGCGCCGAGGCUGGACGAGUUUGUGCAGCACACCAAGAAGGAGGGAUCUUCGUACUACUCGAGGGAGGUGGCGAAGCUCAGCGCGGGUCGGCAGGAGAGGGGCAACAAGGACGGUCCCAAUGGCCCUACUACUGACGACAUGAUCCUCAGUCUGCUUCUGCAGAUCCAACAGCAGGACAAUGUCAAGGGCAAGAGCGGAGAUGAUCUCGACCAGAUGCUCGUGAAGGAGCUCGAAGGACACAGACAGAAGCUCGACGCAAGGCAGACACAGAUCAACUUCGAGUUGGAGCAGAUGAUGAAGGAAGACUCGAAGAAGAUCACGAGCGAUGGCAUCAAGGAAGGGUGGAACUCGGGCUAUGUCGCCAAAGCAGAGCCCGAGCCGCAGCCCAAGGCGACGGCAUCCAAAGGCAAGGGCAAAGCAGAGACCGUCAUCGAGACGCUCAACACCCCUUCUGCUUCCACGGCUGCACAGCCAUCCUCCUCCAGCAAGGCGGACGAUGAUGACGAUGACGACGAUGAAGAGAACAUCGCGGAAGCCGACGACAUUCAGCGCGAGUUUGCCAAUCUGCCCAGCUGCGUCCCAUCCUCCAUCCCGCUCUCCGCCUCGGCCCUGCCCUCCAACUUCGACUUUGCCAAGUCGCUCAACAUUGCGGCCUUUGAGACGGCACUCCAAUACCUUUCCAAGCACAAAUCUCUCCUCGCCCCCUCCAACAACACGACCGACUCGCUCCUCCUCGAAGCUUUCAACUCGCAGAUGGCCGGCAAGUCCGCCCUGGCACGUCGCUGCGUGGAGAAGGCGCUCAUGAUCCAGUACUGCAACAAGCUGGGUCCGGACGGAGUCAACCUAUUCUUCCGCCGCAUGGUAGGCUCCAAGGACGGCCGAGCGAGCGUCGUCUACCUCAACGACGUGCUGGCCACCUUUGCACGCAUCAGGGAUCGCUCCAAGGCGCUCUCGGAGCAGCAGAGCGCUGCUGGCGAGGAACAGAUCCAGCUCGUCGCAGAAGACGAGAACACCGUCAUCGGAUUCGACAUCCCCGACGGCCCCCCGCCCGACGUCAUCGAGCUUGAGGGCGAGGCAAAGGAGACGUUGGACCCACAACAGGUCAAGGAAUGGCUCCAGAAGAGGUGGGACAUCUUCCAGGGCUUCCCGCAGGACUUCAGGGACGCGCUGCAGACCAAGGAGCUGGCGAAGGUCAAUGAGGUGUUGGGCAAGAUGAAGGUGGAUCAGGCGGAGGAGGUCGUGGGGCUGCUGGACCAGGCUGGCAUCUUGAACUUCUCGAGCGCCGAGGCGCGGGAUGAGACUGGCAAGUGA